Messenger RNA from Hibiscus syriacus, 2728 nucleotides. RefSeq names its product protein SIEVE ELEMENT OCCLUSION B-like. Bases 41 to 2524 code for a protein of 827 amino acids. The record is from RefSeq and is a predicted model, not a curated record. Lineage: Eukaryota; Viridiplantae; Streptophyta; Magnoliopsida; Malvales; Malvaceae. Gene Ontology annotation, biological process: phloem development. The transcript has 8 exons.
UGAAGAACCAAAAACCUCUGAGUUUUCUGUAAUAUAUCCAAUGGAUCAGCAGAAGAAGACCACCCCUGUGUCUCUGCAGGCACCACUGACUGGUCCCAUGAGCAAUCCCACGGCUGCUGCUCAGACACUCCUCCAUAACCCUGGUGCUGCUCAAGCACUCUUUAAUAAUCCUGGUGCUGCUUCUCAGGCACUCCUUGGCAACCGCGGUGCUACUCAGCAGCCAUUCCUGAAUAACCCUGGUGUUGGCCAGCAACACAUGGGCAAUCACGGUGUUGGUCAGCAACACGUGGGCUAUCCUGGUGUUCGUCAGCAACACGUGGGCGUUCCUGGAGCUGGUCAUGUAUCUAUCAACAAACCGGGUACAGCUCUUGCACUCACGAUGAGUCCUAGUGAUUCUCGUGCACUUAUCCGGGGUGACCGUGGGAGCAUGCUAAGCAUGUCGGAUGACAAUGUGAUGAUGAAUCAAAUUUUGGCAACUCAUGCCCCUGAUGGUCGAGAAUUUGAUGUCAGACCUCUUCUGUAUCUGGUUGAGGACAUCCUCAAUCGUGCCACCCAGCAUGUUGAUUUCCUUGUUAAGGGUACUCUAUCUCAAGCUGAAUUGGAAGAGAGGGCCCAACAAGCAAAUCAUAUAGCUAUGCUUGAAGCUCUUACAUUUACUAUCGAUCGUAUAGCAUGCGAGCUAGCAUACAAGGCUUUGGGAGGUUCAGAUGUACACGCAACAACAACUGCAAUAUUCAACUUGCUGUCAAGCUAUGCAUGGGAUGCUAAGCUAGUCCUAUCCUUAUCUGCCUUUGCCUUGAACUAUGGAGAAUUCUGGCUUCUUGCUCAGAUUUACUCCACAAACCAACUCGCAAAGUCAAUGGCACUCUUGAAGCAACUGCCAACUCUGCUGGAGCACACAGCUCCUCUGAAACCAAGGUUUGAUGCUCUCAACAAUUUGAUUCGUACAAUGAUGGACGUGACUAGAAGUGUUGUUCAGUUCAAAGACCUGCCAUCAACGUACAUAUCUCCAGACGUACCAGCAUUGGUCACCGCCUUGACCCUUAUCCCAACUGCUGUAUACUGGACCAUCAGGAGCAUGGUGGCUUGUGCAACUCAAAUUUCCAGCCUCACUAGCAUGGGUCAUGAGUUUGGAAUAUCAACUACAGAGUCUUGGGAGCUGUCCACCUUGGCUCACAAACUCAGAAACAUACAUGAACAUCUAACUAAGCAUUUGAACUUUUGCUACCAAUAUAUAGACGAAAGGAGAGAUGUUGAGACUUAUCAGAUGCUCCUGAAUCUGUUCGACCCAAACGUGUUGCACAUUGACAACAUGAGAGUUCUCAAGGCCUUGAUUUAUGCCAAGGAUGAUAAGCUGCCUCUUCUUGAUGGCUCUACAAAGAGAGAAGUUAGCCUGGACGUGCUAAGAAGGAAAAGUGUGCUCUUGCUUAUUUCAAGCCUCGAAUUCGCCAAUGAUGAGCUUGCAAUUCUUGAGCAAAUCUAUAAUGACUCAAGGAUCCACGCAACGAGGCUUGAGAGUCAGUAUGAAGUCGUUUGGAUCCCAGUUGUGGACCGUUCCAUCAUCCCUUUGCCCGAAGAAACUAAAACAAAAUUUGAGAACCUACUAAGCAUCAUGCCAUGGUACUCGGUGAAGGACCCUUUGCUCAUAGAGAAGCCAGUCAUCAGGUUCAUCAAGGAGUUUUGGCAUUUCAGGACCAAGCCAAUCCUUGUGGUGCUUGACCCUCAAGGGAAGGUGGUUUCCCCUAAUGCAAUCCACAUGAUGUGGAUUUGGGGCAGCACUGCCUUCCCUUUCACUAGCAUGAGAGAAGAAGCACUUUGGAGGGAGGAGACAUGGAGGCUUGAUCUACUUGUUGAUGGAAUCGACCCAUUGAUCCUCAACUGGAUAAAAGAAGGUAAAUACAUUUUCUUUUAUGGAGGGGACAAUAUCGACUGGGUGAAAAGAUUUACAGCUCAAGCACGCAGUGUUGCCUCUGCAUCUCUCAUUCCUCUAGAGAUGGUCUAUGUGGGGAAAAGCAACAAAAGGGAGCAAGUGAAGAAGGUGACGGGAGUUAUCAAUGCGGAGAAGCUCAGCUAUGCUUGGCAAGAUCAAGCCAUGGUAUGGUUCUUCUGGACCAGGCUAGAGAGCAUGUUAUUUUCGAAGAUUCAGUUAGGAAGGGCUGAUGACCAAGACCCAAUGAUGCAACAAAUCAAGAAGCUGCUUAGCUAUGACAGGGAUGGUGGAUGGGCAGUGCUUAGUCAAGGAUCUAAUAUAGUGGUGAAUGGUCAUUCAUCCACAAUUUUGCCAACUUUGGGAGGUUAUGAUGAAUGGAAGGUGAAUGUGCCUGAAAAAGGUUUUGAUAUGUCAUUCAAGGAGUACCAUGACAAGCUUCAUGAUGUUGCUCACCCAUGCUGCCGGUUCGAGUUCCCCACUACCAUAAGAAUCCCCGAGAGCAUGAGGUGCCCGGAGUGCCUUCGCAUCAUGGAGAAAUACAACACUUUCCUCUGCUGCCAUGAUGAGAAAGGCAUUCCAGGCUCACUAUUCUAACCUGGGAUCAGGCCUCCACUGUUUUCCCUACUACUAUUGCCACUGAAUAAAGUUCCUACGGAACUCGAUAUAAAAGAAUUUCUUCUAAAAUUUCGCUUAGUAUCUUAAGGUUUUGUGUUUGAAAUGUAUUGCCAACGGUCACUAUGUGGUCCAAGUUGGGCAACCUAUAUAACAGUUAAAAAUAAAAGAACCCUGUUUGAUUUC